CUUCCUGUGAAUUGGGUUUGAGAGGGGCACAAAGUCAUUCAGCUUGCUCUCUCCUCCAGUCAUCGGCUGGGUUUAGUAUUUUACUAUAAAGUUGCAUUGAUAUUAUAAAGAAGACAGAACUAGCAGAUGGUGUGUCAUAACUGAAGUCUUCUUGAGUUUCAAGUGAAUUACAGGUUCCUAAAUUUGAUGUCCAUAUGGCUCUAUUGUCAAUGUGACCAGAAGUAUGAGGCUUGAGCUGGUGUUCGCCACAUAACCUCGUUAUUGGGAAAAGCAAAUUUAGGAGAGUGCACUAAACAUGCUGAGAUCUGUUUUACAAAAGAUUUUCAUAGAAUCACCGAGGACUUUGCAGGUGACUUGGAGGCAGAGAAGCAAACCUGGAAAGGGACCUCUCCGGAGCUGCCUGAGGAGGAGCCCUGUUCUGGGAUGUCCAGGGGAAGAUGUUUCCAGGGACCAGACAACUGCUGGGCUGUCUGGGACUCAAGGCAAAAACAUGAGGAACCAAAGCGAGGGUUGUUCCUUCAAAGAAAUUGACAGCCUGAUGAAGAUGGUGCAGCUGGGUGUCCACAUCCCCACUUUUUUCCUGGGUCUAUGCCUCAACCUGCUAGCCAUCUACAGCUUUGCCUCCUUCCUGAGAAAGUGGCAGGAGGAGUAUAGGGCCACUUCCAUUUACAUGAUCAACCUGGCGGUCUUUGACUUGCUGCUUGUGCUCUCUCUUCCUUUCAAGAUGGCGCUCUCCCAGGGCCCUGCCCAUACAUCCUCCUUCUGUACUGUGGCCGAGUGUCUCUACUUUGUCAGCAUGUAUGGGAGUGUCUUCACCAUCACCUUCAUCAGCCUCGACCGCUAUGUGUCCAUCAAGCACCCGAUCUGGGUGAAAAACAUCCGGUCCCCAAGGAACAUCUCCAUAGUCUGCUGUUCCGUCUGGGCACUGGUGUGCAUAGGCACCAUCCCCAUCUACCAAUUUCAUGAAGAAGCAGUCAACUCCACAUGCUUCCAUAACAUGUCUGAUAAUACCUGGGGCGUCCCAGCCAUUGUCCCCCUGGAGUUCUUUGGAUUCCUCCUUCCCAUGGCCAUAGUGUGUUUCUGCUCCUUCAGCAACAUCCACACCCUACUGGGCAAGCAGAACGAGCUAAAUGCUUGGGCUGGGAAGAGGGCUCAUGUCAUCCACUCCAUCGCAGCCAGCCUGGCUGUUUUUGUGGUCUCCUUCCUGCCUGUGCACCUGUGCAUCUUCCUGCAGUUCCUGGUAAGGAAUGGCUUCAUCCAAGACUGUGGCACCAAGCGGGGCAUCAGCUUUGCUCUGCAGCUCGCCUUGUGCCUCUCCAACAUCAACUGCUGCCUGGACGUCUUUUGCUACUACUUUGUCAGCAAGGAAUUUAGGGCAGGGAUUAUGACUCACCAACGGCCUUUGAGAGUUCAGCUCUCUUGGAGAGCGCAGCUUUUGCAACAGGAGAGUAUGCCCAUAAGCACCGAGGAUACAAAGGAAAAGCUCUAAGAUUAAGGAGGACUGGGAGAGGAUUCUUGCAGAAAGUGAGGCUUUAGCUAAGACUUGAAGGAAGCCAGAUAAGGAAACGGAGAAUUGGAGAGGAACAGGGACCUAUAGCUGGAAGACAUCUUAGAGGCCAUCUAGUUGAACUCUAAAUUUACAGAGAAGGAAACUGAUGCCUACAGUCACAUACCUCUUUACCUUGGCCACAGUCACACACCUCUUUAGUAGCAUGAUCAGGAUAAGUCCAAGUCCAGGGCUCUUUCCACAGAUACUUGUAGCUCUUCCCAUCAGAUGUCACUUUAUCCUACCUUUCCCUACCCUUGGCACUGGAUCCCAUUCAAACCUAUUCAGCACGCCUGUCCUGUGGAGUCAGAUUUCAAAUGAUAGGAUAAAAUUUAAGAUUGCAAGGAUUCUGAAAUCACAUAUGACUUGGGGGGUGAGGCAAUAAAAUCCAACUACCAUUCUAGAAAAUGAUGAGGUGACUUGGGUUACAAAGUUGUUUUUAUCAGUGAUGUCCUACACCAUGACCUCCCAUACUUUGUGGAGGAGGUCUUUGACUGUGGUAAGAAUGAUCCCCUUCCAUCAUUCAGUCAAGCGGAAUUUCCCCACCGUUAAGAGCAAAGCGCUAAUUUUCUCCAUUAAAAUUUAAUGUGGGAUUGAAAAGAUUGGCUUUGAAAAAGAGCCAGGAACAGGCACCUCCCUCUCUUCUCAGCCAAGGUGUGGGUACUAUGGAUGUAGAACAUUUCAGAUACAGUAAUUGGUUAGUGCAUUGAUUAGUUUUGCUGAAAAAAAAAUUUUCCCCCUCUUAUAAAAAAGCGUUUCUUACAAAGGGAAGGGAAGGAUAUAUUUGGGAAUAAAGUUAAUGUAAAAGUAAAAAAUAUUUAUAAAUUUUUCAAAAGAAAUAAAAAGUUGAAUGUAGACCUUUACUUAAUGCCUCUGGUAGUCUACAUUGAGAUUGGGUCUUGAGAUCCUGAUAUCUGAUCAAUGCAUUUUGCUUUUUGAAAUACUCUCCCUCCAAAAACUAUCUUUGGAAAUGGAGGAAGGAUGAAGCACAUUUUAGCUGUCAGGGAAUCAUAGAAUUUGAGAGAUGGAAGGGACCUUAUGGGGUUAUACUAGACUAGACUAGAUGCCCCAUACUUGAAAAAAUCCCCUUUAUAGUGUACCCAAAAACGCGUACCCGACAUUUAGCCUCUGAAGACCUCCAAGAAAAGCCAAACCUCUACUCCUUUGUUCAUCCUACUCUGAGAAAGGAAGAGCAAAACCAAGAGGCAGCACUGCCUUGUGGAAGGGGAAAAGGAGGCAUAGGAACAUCGUUAGAAUCCCCUAUCUGAGUCAAGGGGCGGAGAGAGGCAGGAAGACCCCUACUCCCUCCCACAGCCCACAAGCAGGAAACUCCGGAACCUUUAGCAGCUACUUGGAUGACAUGCUCAGUCCAAUGACAUACUGUCUAGCCACCCACGUUGGAAGCUCUAGCAGGUAGACUUCCCUGACCACUAUUCCCCAUGUGGGGAGGCAACAGUGCAGUGAAUAGAAUGGAAGUCAGGGAGACCCGAAUUCAAAUUCUUCCUCAGAUACAUAUUUGCCAUAUGACCUCAGGUAAGUCCCUUAGCCUCUCUUGGAAUCAGUUUCCUCAGAUAUAAAAUGGGGUUAAUAACAGCACCUACAUCCCAGGGUUAU
This is a messenger RNA of Vombatus ursinus (common wombat), 3160 nucleotides long. RefSeq names its product G protein-coupled receptor 55 (gene GPR55). Gene Ontology annotation, cellular component: membrane. The record is from RefSeq and is a predicted model, not a curated record. The transcript is spliced from 2 exons. NCBI's taxonomy places the organism in Eukaryota, Metazoa, Chordata, Mammalia, Diprotodontia, Vombatidae. Gene Ontology annotation, biological process: phospholipase C-activating G protein-coupled receptor signaling pathway; positive regulation of Rho protein signal transduction. Gene Ontology annotation, molecular function: G protein-coupled receptor activity. Bases 296 to 1489 code for a protein of 397 amino acids.